CAGAGUGAGAGCCGAGCUGGAGCUCACAUCAGCUCUCAUAGCUUGUGGACUAUCAGUGAUUCAACUGCAAACGGUAUGUUAAUGAUCAGUAGGAAUCCAUCAGUCUGUUUUCUUGAUUCAAAAUGAAGAUGCUCUUCAGUUACGAUUCAUUGUGUUGGCUCCUUUUAGUCCCGAUGCAAGUGACUUGUAACUCAGCCCAGAAGGUCAGUGGAAUGCUUGGACAGAACGUGACUGUGCCGUGCAGAUACUCUGUUGAGGGUCGUGUCAUGGUAAUGUGCUGGGGUCGAGGAGAAUGCCCUGCUUUUAAGUGCACACAAACAAUUAUUUCAAGUGAUGGAAACAGAGUGAACUAUAAAAAAUCAGACAAGUACGGUUUAUUCGGUAAUUUACAGGAAGGCGAUUUCUCUCUGACUAUACUACACGCCAGUGAAGAAGACAGUGGGACAUACUGCUGCCUUGUGGAAAUACCAGGAUGGUUUAACGACCACAGACAUAAUACACAGCUGAUCAUUGAAAAAGCUCCUGCUACAACCACAUCUAAACCAGUCACUGCUCGGGGGGCUGACACUGUGAACACCUCGAAAGGUCAAAUAACCACAAGCUUUUGGAAUGAUACUAAUUCUACAUCAAAUCACAUUACAUCUUCAGAGCAGGACCCUAAUUCCACACAAACGACCACGGCUCAAAGUAAAGCGUCUAUUAGGAUUGGGAUAUCAGUUACACUAAUGGUUUUAUUAACGGCUGUGUGUUUCCUCUUCAUUUUUAGAAUAAAUGUCUGUAAAAAACUCAAAAUAUGGAACUAGAAUCCAAAACCAUCCACGAACUGCAAAUGAGAACAAACGUGGAUGAGAACAUUUACACCACCAAAGAACAAAGCGAUUAUGAAGUGUGCCCCUAAUGGUAGAAAAAGAAGAAGCAGGAGACCACGAAGUCUUCACUUUCCAUGGGUUUAUUUAUGUUCUGUUAAUGUUAACAAUGCAAGAUGGAUAUAGUUGUUGUAUUAUUAUUAUUAUUAUUAUUAUUAUUAUUAUUAUUAUUAUUAUUAUUAUUUACUACCAUAAACCUCUCAUGGAUGCCAGAAGUAUUUUCAGUAUUUUGACUUCUUUAAAAACAUUUUUAUUCCUGUUCUAUACAUUUGUAUUACAAAAAAA
Messenger RNA from Acipenser ruthenus (sterlet), 1151 nucleotides. Its product is annotated as hepatitis A virus cellular receptor 1 homolog. Lineage: Eukaryota; Metazoa; Chordata; Actinopteri; Acipenseriformes; Acipenseridae. The record is from RefSeq and is a predicted model, not a curated record. The transcript has 7 exons. The coding region runs from base 123 to 803 and encodes 226 amino acids.